This is a messenger RNA of Vespula pensylvanica (western yellowjacket), 2560 nucleotides long. RefSeq lists its product as uncharacterized. Gene Ontology annotation, molecular function: DNA binding. Bases 1366 to 2376 code for a protein of 336 amino acids. Lineage: Eukaryota; Metazoa; Arthropoda; Insecta; Hymenoptera; Vespidae. The record is from RefSeq and is a predicted model, not a curated record. Gene Ontology annotation, biological process: nucleosome assembly. The transcript is spliced from 4 exons. Gene Ontology annotation, cellular component: nucleosome.
ACGUGGUGCACGCAACGACACAGAAAAAGCAGAGCAGUUCCGUGAGAUUGUGUAAGUUCAUUAACGAAUCUAUGAAUGACAUGCUGAUGACACUAGUAUCCUGCGGGACACGAGCAAUCGAACGAGGUCUCAUUGUGAACGAUCGAAUGAACCGAUUCUUUGCGUGUGCGUACGUCGUGCGUCAUUUUGCCAUGCUAUCUGAAAAUUCAAUUUUCCGGACAAACAGCGUAUUACGAUCUAUGCGACGAUACUGUUUCUUUAACAAAUUAUGUCUACGUUCUCGAACAGGCGUACAAGCAACGCGUGAACGUGCAAAGUAUUUUAUUUACUUAGGAGAGAGAUUUAAUUGAACAAACAGAGCAGGUCGUCACGCUCGUUUAUACUUCACGAAGGACUUCGUCGAAAAUGAACUAUCGUUUGAGAAAGAGAGAGAGAAAGAGAAAGAGAGAGAGAGAGAGAGAGAGAGAGAGAGAGAGAGAGAGAGAAAGAGGGAGAAAGAGAGAGUAGAAAACUACUCGCAAACCGGAGUGUUGAGAAGCAAACGAGGUGGCUUGCUCGCAAAUACAAUACUUGUCACGCAUGUAAACAAACGCUUUGCAAAGAAAAUAUACAAACGUGUGGGUGUGGGUGUACUUUGAGGGUCGCCACGCUCGACUUGACGCUCGUACCGUGCUGAGAGGAAAAUCGCUGAAGUUGGCGUUUCUACGAAUGACAUUUUAUUUUCCUCACAGAUUUGUUAGGAGGUUACUUUGAUAAACUUAUUUAUACGAUCAAAUCGUAAUUAGUGUGCUGUUUCUACGUAUAUAUACAUAAAUGCAUUUUGCAUAUAAAUGCAACGGUGGUCUUCGAGUAAUAUAGUUUAAUGUAAACAGAGGAACAGAUAUCCGAGUAAACGCAUGAAGAGUUCGAUUACAAUUCGCAGAAUUGCAACUAGAAUUUUAAUUCGACGUUGGAUCUAUUUUAAAUUUCAAGCGGACGACAAUAACGAUAAUUUAUAAUUUAUAGGUAUAUUAUUUAUUUGAUUUAAGAUAAAUUUGAUAGAAAUUCGAAAAGAAUCUGAAGUUGUAGUUCUCGUGUAGACUGCAACUUCAUUUUGAAAAUGCCAGGCAACGUGGAACAACAAAUGUUCGUUCGGUAUACGUUGUAAUGACUUUUGGGAUAGAUUUCUAUUUAAAUUCGUGGUUCGAACAGUUUCGAAUAACAUUAUAAUCUUUCAUUUCUCGUGAAAAAUUGUUGAAUAUGCCGUAUGAACUAUAGCUUGAUAUAAGAUAUAGGACAGCAAAUACCUUGUUCGAUGAUAAAUAUCAAUAAAGUAAAAUUGUGUUCGUUAUUAAUCGUUGUAAAAAGUGAGAAAAAUAAAGAAGAAUGGUUCGACCGUCGAAUCCGUUGUUAAUGACCGUUGUUCUCGAUGCGGUUGGGCGUCUCUCAGAAAGAAAAGGUUCUACCGUACGAGAUAUCCUUGAUUUCGUUCGACAAAAUUCCAAUGGAUUUUCGAGGAAUCUUACGAUGCAGGUUCAUCGUGCUCUGAAACAUGCAGUCAAUGCUGGUUUGCUUCGACACAGAAGUGGAAGAUAUAAGAUUUUACUCAGCAUAAAUCCGAUAUCCGCUCAGCAAUCUAUAAUCGAAGAUUCGAAAUCCACUGAUGCUUUAACUGAAAAAUUACCAAACGGAUCACCCGAACGACCGACACGACGUAUUAAAAAUUCUGAUAGAAAACAAGGUAAAAAACAAACACGUCGCAAAGGUGUUGCAAGUCGAAAUGGUCAAUGCACUCAUACUCGAAAAUGUUCGGAAACAUUGGAGAAAGCGGGACUAACGCGAAGGCAAAAACGAAAAGGAGGUGGAAGAGUCGAAGAAAAUGAUGAUUGGAUAAUACCAGUUCGACGUAAACAAUUUGCUAAACGAAAGAUGUCCGAAAUCGUGCACGAAGAUUUAUCGCCGUCGAGCGAUCGUUCCCAAGAAAAAAUACCUGAUUUUGAUUCGGAUGUAUCCAACGAAAAUGAUGAGAAAUCAACAAAUUCAAAGAACAAAUUUUAUUCCCGAGACGAAGAACGCUUGUCGUCUCCAAGAAGGAAAAGAUCGCCAGUUAGGCAAGAACACAGAGGACAAAAUUCAAAGGCCAGAUCGAGAAAACGAUCAUCCUCUCGAAAUCGAAGUCCACAGCGUCUAAAUUAUAAUCCAAAUCAAAAUCAACAGGAACAGCAACAACAGCAGCAAUUAGAAAUAGAGGAAAUACCAAACGAGAACUUGGAAAACACGAGGAUGGACUGCGAACAGGUGUCUGGAAAUAUCGAAAUCAUCGACGAUUCACCAAGUCCUGAAAUCAUUGAAAGAGAUUGCCAGCCUAAUAACAGUCGAAGUGGUAGUAGUUUCUAAAACUGUAGCUUUACUUUCUUUUUUAUAUACGAUAGAAAUUAACGAUUAUUCAUGUUAGUCUCGUUUUUUCGUAUUUGAAUUACGUCAAUGUCGCUAUACGUUUCACGAUCAGUCUCGUAUAUUCGUUAUAUAAAUUUUUAUCAUUUUGUCAACACGAAGUCUUAAUAAAUUUCUUAUUACAUUA